ACUAGAAUAAUGGAAUGCAAGAAUGCGGUUUCUUUCUUUCUUUCUUUUUUUCUCUUUUGCUGCUAGAAUCUUUUCUGCUGCUGGAUAUGUAUUUAAGUAAAGUUCCUUUUGACUGAAGAAGACCCUUAAAGUUAGUGCAUUAGACCUUCAAUUAUCAUAUAAGCUUUAAUUAGCUUUAGUAUUAAAGCUCACACCAUCUAACCUCAUCUAUAUCUACAUAAAUAUAUACCUACCUACACAUGCGUGUGUGUAUAUAAUAUGAAGUAUAUUCAAUAUUGUUUUGUCGGGAUGAUUUUACCAAAAAUUUUGAUAGCUGAUGUUUUGUGGAGACAUAUGAACAACUUUGAUAGAUUAACUAACAAAUCCACCUUAAUUGUUUAAGCUUUUUACCGGCCAUCACCUACAGCUCUGUUUCCCUCUCUGUAGCAGAGAGAAAAUGGUGAAGGUGACAGACCUUCUCUCCCCAUUGGCUAAAUAUCGUAUUUUUCUCUCUCUUUUAUUUUUGAAACACAAGAAAAAGAAAAAGAUCUUCCAUUUUUGGUCCCACAAAUCUCUCUCUCUCUCUUUCUGUUUUAGCGGUUGUGUAUUGGAACCUCCCCAUGCCUCUCUUUCAGAAGAAGACUCAACAGACAAAGAAAAGUUUUUUUUUUCUUUUUUUACAUCUCUGUCAUGUGAUUUUUUUUCUUUUUUCCCUCAUUUCUCUUGGUUGUCUUUGUUCUUUUGCCUGCAUACCCAUUUGGUUUUUCUGGUCUAAUGUGGGGUUGAAUCCCCAUAUUGGACCUGUUUCCGGAUCAGAGUCGGUGGUCUCAGCCCCUCCGGAAACCAUUUUCUGAAGAAUGGGUUGCAUAAGCUCCAAGAGCGCUGCCUGUCUGGGUGACCCAAAUGGCUCACCACCCGACAGAGAGAACACCAUGGCCAUGGCAUCUGGCUUUACCUCGAAGAACACAUCAGGCCUACACCACCACCGUGUUGUUGAUCAUUCAUUGGAGGAGAAUUACAAAGACAGCCACAUUCGGCGUUCGAGAAAGCCCAAGAAAUUGGGUGGUUCUGAUCUGAAGACUGGUGUGAGCCUGAAAUCCGGAUUGUCCCACAGGAACAUCGAGGCAGAGCAGGCCGCAGCUGGGUGGCCUGCCUGGCUUUGUUCUGCCGCCGCUGAGGCUGUCUAUGGGUGGGUCCCUCUCAGGGCAGAGGCGUUCGAGAAGUUGGAGAAGAUUGGACAAGGAACAUACAGCAGCGUGUUCCGAGCACGGGAAGUGGAAACAGGGAAAAUGGUGGCACUGAAAAAGGUAAAGUUUGAUAAUUUUCAACCGGAGAGCAUCAGGUUCAUGGCAAGGGAGAUUCUCAUUCUGCGCAAACUCGACCAUCCUAACAUCAUGAAACUGGAGGGCAUAAUCACGUCAAGAAUGUCCACCAGCAUAUACCUUGUUUUUGAGUAUAUGGAACACGAUCUUGCCGGUUUAUCAUCCAGCCCUCUCAUAAAAUUCACCGAGCCACAGAUCAAGUGUUAUAUGAAGCAGCUAUUAUUGGGACUGGAGCAUUGCCAUUUACGAGGUAUAAUACAUCGGGAUAUCAAGGCAUCGAACAUUUUGGUAAACAAUGAAGGGAUUUUGAAGCUGGGAGAUUUCGGGCUGGCGAAUAUAAUCACACCGAGAAACAAGAACCAACUGACAAGCCGUGUGGUUACAUUGUGGUAUCGUGCUCCUGAGCUUCUGAUGGGAUCCACGAGUUAUGGAGUAUCGGUUGAUUUAUGGAGCGUUGGCUGCGUUUUCGCUGAAAUCCUCAUGGGAAAACCUAUCCUAAAAGGCAGAACCGAGAUCGAACAGCUACAUAAGAUAUACAAACUCUGUGGAUCUCCGCCGGAUGAAUUCUGGAAGAAGUGCAAGCUUCCGCACGCAACUAUGUUCAAGCCUCAGCGUACUUACGAGAGCACUCUUCGAGAUCGAUGCAGAGAUUUCACUGUGAAUGCUCUGAAUUUGUUUGAAACUUUUCUCUCAAUGGAACCCGGGAAGCGUGGGACUGCCUCCUCAGCACUUAAUUCUGAGUACUUUCUUACGAAGCCUUACGCUUGCGACCCAUCGUCCUUGCCAAAAUAUCCACCUAAUAAAGAAAUGGAUGCUAAACAUCGUGAGGAAUUGCGGAGGAAAAAAGCAGGCAUCAAGAUGCGAGAUCCUGGAGUUAGCAGGAAACAUAGAAAACCACAUAGAACGGGGCACGAAUCAAAGAGUCACUCUAAACAACCUUCGAGGCAGGAGACGCAAGACGAAAACCCGAAUGCCCAAAAGAGCAGAGGAAGAGAAGCCCAGCAGCAAGACAGACCCUGCUAUGAGACGCCAUCCGAGGCAGCCACAACGGCACAAGCCGACUACUACCUCUACUCGAACCUCUCACAAACCACCGCGCCAGCCAGUGGGUUUGAAUGGGCCACAAAACGACGGAAAAACACCGACAAUGUCUCUACUCUGACCUACAACCAGCCCAGCUCGAGAAGCCAGUUGAGUGGAACCAGUAUCGCCUUCGCCAAGAACACUUUCGGGUUAACCCUGAAUGACGAUGAGUAUUCACGGGAGGUGCAUGGUAGUAACCAUGCUCGACGUGGUGGUCAUGCAUUGGUGGUCCCGAGCGAGCCGUUGAGCCGGAUCGCCGAACGGCACGGGUCCCUUGAUGGGUCUGGUCUGGAUUUAAGCCAGGGCCUGUUGAAUGACCAGAGAGAGGACUCUCCAAAUAACGAUUUGGAUCAAUUACACUGGGGAGUACAGAGCAUAUCAGGACCAUUGGUUUUCCAAUCGAACAAGAUCGAUGAGCUUUUGCAAAAAAAUGAAAGUCAUAUCCGACGAGCCGUUAAGAAAUCGCAGUUUGAAAGAGAACGAGAGGACAGAUAAUGGGUAAUGCAAUAUGGUGGGAAUGCAAAACUAUACUACAGAGGUCGGAGAGCUUAAUGUCUUUAGAAACAUUAUUUGUAAGCAGUUGCACAGAAUUGUUAUCCAACUCUCUUUUUUUUUUUUUGUUCUUUCCUCUCUGUUCAAUGGUAAGCUCAUUGAAAAAAAAACAAAAACAUAAUGUAUAAUACACCAUCUUGAUUUUUUUUAUUCAACACAAUAAAAAUGAACA
Molecule: messenger RNA, 3108 nt
Organism: Tarenaya hassleriana
Lineage: Eukaryota; Viridiplantae; Streptophyta; Magnoliopsida; Brassicales; Cleomaceae
Product: probable serine/threonine-protein kinase At1g54610
Exons: 9
Coding region: 837-2879 (680 amino acids)
Biological process (GO): positive regulation of transcription elongation by RNA polymerase II; protein phosphorylation
Cellular component (GO): nucleus; cyclin-dependent protein kinase holoenzyme complex
Molecular function (GO): RNA polymerase II CTD heptapeptide repeat kinase activity; cyclin-dependent protein serine/threonine kinase activity; ATP binding
Source: RefSeq, a predicted model, not a curated record